AUGUUCAGGGCGAAGAAUUACCGUCUCACGCAUAACGGACAAGAGCCGGAUAUGGAAGAAAGCACCGAAGACGCUCAGAAUGAGCUAGAAAAUCAAGUGCCUCUCGAUGUGGACGCCUAUUCAGGCCAGGCAAAUAGCGCAAACAGUUUCAGAGAGUCGAGAGCGCUGUUGCGGCAAUAUCUACAGGAAAUUGGCUACAGUGAAGCGAUCCUCGAUGUGCGUUCAUUUCGAGCAAAGAACCUUCUGGGUCUGGUNAUGUUCUUUGGAGAAGGAGGAACUCAUCGUAGAUUCACGUUAUUCUUGUCAACACUGAUUGUGAGGCAAGCAGCUGCAAAAGCGUUGCAAGAUACCGAUCGUGCAGUGAUGGAAGUGGCGCAUUUUCUGAAUAAGAAAAAAGGAGGGGAUACGCAGAAUCGUGGCAUAACUGAUGAUAGUGAUUCUGAUGAUGAAGACAAGGUACGAAAGGGAGCUGGAAAGGAUGGAUUGGAUCCUGAGACAGUGGAUGCAUUGGGAGAGUUUUCAUUCUUGAAAGAGGAUGGCAAUAAAUCGCCUACUGGAACUGCGAAGAAACGUGUUGAUAGUGGAGCGGAUGAAUGGAGUGUCAACCAACAUACCAUCAAUCAAAUGAAGGAAAAAUUCAGAUCUGAGCAAGAACGUAAACGAAGUAACAGUCAAAGUGAGUCACCAGGAGGUGCUUCCAAAAACACUUCCUUACAUCAGAUGUUUCGUACAGGACACGACGACAUCAAACGCGAACUUCCUACGGAUGAAAUUCAGCAAAUGUUCGGUGCGAAGUCGUCGAAGAAAGAUUAUAUGGAUAUAAACGCUGCACUUGGGAUAGCGGAUGAGGCGAAUGUGGAUAUCAAAGAUGAAUUUAACGCACCUGACGACGAUAACACGGCGAUACGAUGGAACCUUAAGUUCACGUUGCGAUCGCAUUACGACAGCAUUCGAGUGAUGCAAUUCCAUCCGGUCGAACCCGUCCUCAUAACGGCCAGCGAAGAUGGAACGGCAAAGCUGUGGAAUUUGGGCACCACAAAUCCGAAAUCAGAAUCAGCGAAAGGCGGUUCGUAG
This is a messenger RNA of Anisakis simplex (herring worm), 1074 nucleotides long. NCBI's taxonomy places the organism in Eukaryota, Metazoa, Nematoda, Chromadorea, Rhabditida, Anisakidae. The record is from the annotation of a GenBank genome assembly.